ACACACACACACACACACACACCCCUCUGUCUCGUGCAUUGAUUUGUUUGUGGCCAGCCUUGACACAGCCCUGCCUUAAAGGAAUGGCAGUGCGCUCAUUCAGGGGACGUGCUCAGAGUGGUCAAAUCAUGCUAAUUGUUUUGGAGAGAGACCGAGUUUUACACCCAAGAUGAAGACAGAGAGAGAGGCGUUCUCCAGAGCAUUAGCUGUUCCUUCGCUUCUGCUCAUCUGGUGUCUGGUUGUCACUUUCCAAUCAGGGGAAGUUCAGGCAGUGAACAUCACCACUCUGGGCUCCCUCAUACGGGGCAUAACGGGAGGAGAGGCCCUGCUGUCAGUCCGCUAUGCCAGCGUCAGCCUAGACCCUCCUGUCAUCAAGUGGCAACUGAAGAAGGACAAGCCCAUCACGGUGGUGCAGUCCAUCGGCACGGAGAUCAUUGGCAACCUGCGGCCCGAGUACCGGGACCGCAUCCUGGUGUUUGAGAACGGCACCCUCCUCCUUCACAACCUGAGGCUGUCAGACGAGGGCACCUAUGAGGUGGAGAUCUCCAUCACAGACGACACUUUCACAGGGGAGGGAAGCAUCGACCUCACAGUGGACGAGCCUAUCUCCAGGCCUUAUGUACAGGUGGAAUCCUCCACAGUUCUUGAGUUGACAGAACACUUCACCCUCAACUGCAGCCAUGAUACAGGGACCAAAACUGUGUACAGCUGGUUCAAGGGGGAUAAACUACUUUUUUCCAAUGAGUCACGACUGGUGCUGUCACCUGACCAGAAGGUCUUGACCAUCGUCCGGGUUUUGAUGGUGGACGAUGACAUCUACAGCUGCCAUGUCGAGAACCCCAUUGGCACCAUGAAGAGCAUGCCAAUCAAACUCACAGUCUACAAAAGGAGUUCUCUCUACAUAAUUCUGUCCACAGGGGGGAUUUUUCUCCUCAUAACCCUUGUGACUGUGUGUGCCUGCUGGAAACCCACCAAAAAAUCUGAACGACAAAGAAAAAAUUUGAAGAAAAGAGCACAGAAUCUUCAGAAACAUCUGAUUGAUCAUGAUGAAGACAAGAUUGAAAAUGAGGUCAUUCCUAAAAUGACUGAUCAUGAGCGUAGGAACCAAGUCUCACUCUACAUCCUGAAAGAGAAGGAAUCUGUUACCAGUGAUCCAGGAUCUACAUGCACAGUUUGCAUCACCUCCAAUGGAAGCAACACCUCCAGCUAUAACGGCUCCGUGCCCCCGUCCUCACAUUCUCCGGAACCACCGGCUCGCUCCUCUCGCAGGUACCCCCGCACCCCGACCAACUCGCCCCCUGCACAACACCGCAAGAGGCAGGGACAGAGCCCCCCCGCCGUGCCCUCCCCUGCACGGAGCCGCAGCUCCAGCCGCUCCCAGAGGACCCCGAGGGGAUCACCUCUCGCAUCUCACCAGCCCAAGGACAAAGCUGAGCCUGCAUCAGAGCCCAACACCUCCACAACAACCUGA
Molecule: messenger RNA, 1471 nt
Organism: Clupea harengus (Atlantic herring)
Lineage: Eukaryota; Metazoa; Chordata; Actinopteri; Clupeiformes; Clupeidae
Gene: hepacamb
Product: hepatic and glial cell adhesion molecule b
Source: RefSeq, a predicted model, not a curated record